Molecule: messenger RNA, 294 nt
Organism: Protopolystoma xenopodis
Lineage: Eukaryota; Metazoa; Platyhelminthes; Monogenea; Polystomatidea; Polystomatidae
Source: the annotation of a GenBank genome assembly
AUGCACAACAGAGGAAAAGGAAAAAUAACUGAUAAUGGUAAGUUGGAAGUGAAAAUGAAGCGUUCGGACGUGAGAGUGAUACGCAAGAGUUGUGGCCCCAAAGGCGGGCUGGUUGAAAGUGAAGACGUUGCGAUUGGCAGGUCGUCAGGAGGAGCCUGUUCGAUGGGGCCUGUCUCUUCUGCUCUCUGUACAUCCCAGCCGCAGACCGCCGACUCCUUUUGGCCUGGCCUCAUGUGGACACGGGCAAAUGUACAAGUGCCUCUCUGGAUGGAUCCAGGCCGCCCAUCUCUGUAG